AUGACCCUAUCCUUCUAUCUGUUCCUGGUAUGCGCUUUGACCUGCUGGUCACAGUACGCAGCAGCUUACCACGCAACAUCAAUAGACACUCUCACCGUCGGUUUUGCACUCACGGUCGACCAUGCAACUGCUACAAUUCGCCACAACAGCACGUUCUUCGAGGACCUGCCCAAAGUCGAAGCUUCGGAGGAAUACAUCAAGUUGAUGCAAAGGUUCUCGUUGUGGUCCUCUCAGCAUCCUAGCCCACCAUAUGCAUCACUCGGUGACUUAUGGAACGAUAUCCCUCGUCAAAGAGAACGAGACGCACGCAAGCAAAAAGGACUUCCUGCUUCCAAUGACGUGGCUGUAAUUGCGACAUUGCUCAAAGCCAUCAAAGACGUUGCUGAAGCAUCUGUGGGCGCUUCUGUUUCCGCUCUAGUGAGCUUCCCUGCUUUGCCUGGCCUUUAUCAGGAGGAUAUAGUCGAUGCCGCCUAUUACAUCGGUCUUGAGAGACUAGCAAAAGGCCUCGCGCGUCAUCCUCACGAACUCAUCGCUGCAUACGCGGGUCACGGAUACGACCUGUGCAAGAGCUACAACCCCGUAAAACGAUGCGUACCGGACGAUGGAGGCAGUUUCACAACCCGUACUGUGCUGCUGGCUGAAUACACGCAAACCGCACUGUUGUUGCACUUGGAGGGUCUGAAUGGAGCAGUCGAACUGUCAUGGCCGAACAUGUACCUUGAACUGCAAUUCGACCUAGGUAGCUCUCGGACGCCGGACGAGCAGGACGUUCGCAAUAGCGUACUAAAUUUUCUGUACCAUCACUACAACGAGCGAUUAGGGAGAGGACCACCGAACAUGACCGUCAUCUUGGUGGGUGAUCCCGAGAGCGUCGGCGACGGCAAGGUGCAACGAGCAACGAAGAUUGUGCUUGAAGCACUCGGGGCGCAUGCCGAAGUUCUGGCUGAGAAUUCAGCUCAUGUAGCAGCAAGGGGAGCAGCGGAGAUGGCGUGGCGAGCGCUGGAUCACGACGAAAGAAUGGAAUUGUGA
Messenger RNA from Alternaria viburni, 1029 nucleotides. RefSeq lists its product as uncharacterized. NCBI's taxonomy places the organism in Eukaryota, Fungi, Ascomycota, Dothideomycetes, Pleosporales, Pleosporaceae. Bases 1 to 1029 code for a protein of 342 amino acids. The record is from RefSeq and is a predicted model, not a curated record. The transcript has 2 exons.